AUGUCCGACAGAUAUGGGUACCAUCGAGAGGGAACACCACAGCAACCCAUCGGUGCUAACCCACUGACCCCACCGACCACUGGCCGUAGGCGACACAGUUGGACGUAUGGGAGUCCGGGCAACAGUCCCUUUGAGCCGUCACCCAAUGAUUGGCUGCCGUCAGCGCUCUACAGUCCGGUCACACCUGAGUCCACAGCCGGCCGUCCAAACAGUCCGCUCACACCAGAGGCACAGGUAUUUGGAGCCACAGGCGGUGAAUCGCCACUACCCGAGACCUCCACCGGUCCGCCACAAUAUGUGCCCACCGGCACAACAAACCCGGACCGGGAUAUUGAGCCACCCAUCCGGCGACUGAAUCGUCUCUACAUGGAAAUUCCCGACGGCUAUCCUAUGGCAGGUCAGGCCAACACAAUAUCGGGUGAGCUAUACCUGAGUAGCGGCGUUAAGCCGGCGCAACAAUUGCGUGACAAAACGGUCCGGGAUUUGGCUAAACUAGAGGGUAAAGGGUUUACCAUCCAGUUUGUUAGGGGCUCAGAGAUUGGUAAGGGCUGUUUCAGCAAGGUGUUCCGGGGCACCUACAACGACCAAAUCAUGAACGUCGGUGAAAGACAGGGCCGACAUCUGGACGCACAGCCGAACCAAGGGUUUGCCGCCAAAUACGUCGAGUUGGCGCCCAAUAGCGCAAGGAAUCUGUAUCUCUACCACGAGUGCGAAAAGCGUAUAUUGAGAGCAAUCAGACAUCCAAACAUUGUCUCCUACAGAGUGGCCAUUAAUUUAGGCCAACGAGUAAUACUUCGCAACGUAUCGGACACCGAGUGCGGCGAUAUUGUCAUCUAUAGGCGCAUGUUUUUGAUCAUGGACUACGCCGACCAGGGUACUUUAUACCAGUUUGGUCUAAAGGGUAAUCUUACCGAUUAUCUAACGGUGCAAUUCACGCGCGAGUUGAGCUCAGCCAUGGCUUAUAUGCACGACAAUGGGGUCGUCCAUCAGGACUGUCACACAAAGAACGUACUGGUGUUCAGCGCACCCGACGGUCAGUAUACGGCCAAAUGGAUUGAUUUUGGUCUGAGUGUGUCAUGGUCGGUGUAUGGCAAAUUGGGCGUGGUGAUUUCUGCCCAGGAGCUGUAUUAUAUGGCCCGGGAUGAUAUCAAGAAACUGGCCGAGAUCAUUCAUUACAUGACCGACAAGUGUAGCACCAAUUAUAUGAACAAAGGCAUCGAUUUGACAGCACUCAACGACUUGGCCAAUGAGUUGUCUGACGCCCGGCAACCGCUCCGGGAUGUGCUCAAAAAUUUAUACAAAAAAUGCAUGGCUUAUAUGCACGACAAUGGGGUCGUCCAUCGGGACACUCAUACAAACAAUAUACUGGUGUUGAGCGCACCGGGCGGUCAGUAUACGGCCAAAUGGACAGACUUUGGCCGGAGUUUAUCAAGACCGAUUUGCCACCAAUUUGGCCUAGAGGUGUCGCCGGAUGAUUGGAUUACCAUGGUCAGGUGGGAUGUCGAUGGACUGGUAUCUGUGUUGUACUUUAUGGCCAACAGGACUCAAAUCGAUGCUAUGAAUACUAGUGCCGACCUGACACGGGUCGUGGCGUUGGCCCGAGAGUUGUCCACAAAUCAGCUACAGUUGUCGGAAGUGCUCAACAAAUACUAG
Molecule: messenger RNA, 1653 nt
Organism: Medioppia subpectinata
Lineage: Eukaryota; Metazoa; Arthropoda; Arachnida; Sarcoptiformes; Oppiidae
Source: the annotation of a GenBank genome assembly